Molecule: messenger RNA, 1053 nt
Organism: Beta vulgaris subsp. vulgaris (sugar beet)
Lineage: Eukaryota; Viridiplantae; Streptophyta; Magnoliopsida; Caryophyllales; Amaranthaceae
Exons: 2
Coding region: 1-1053 (350 amino acids)
Source: RefSeq, a predicted model, not a curated record
AUGAGAGCUUCCAAGUUCAGAAAUGAGAUAUCUGGUUUUCAACAACAUGAAUUGGAGUCUCUCCAUGAAGCAUGGCAAAGAUACAAGGGUUUGCAAAGGCAGUGUCCACACCAUGAGAUUCCUGAGUGGCUAUUGAUUCAGACAUUUUACAAUGGUCUGAAGCAUGAAGUUCGAAGUUCUAUUGAUGCCGCAUCAGGCGGUACUUUCAUGGCCAAAACUCCAGAAGCUACGAAGAUAAUGUUGGAUGAUAUGGCUGCCAACAAUUAUUUGAAUGAUUGGAGUGUGCCUCGUGGAGCCCCUAAAAGGGGAGGUAAGUAUGAGGUUGAUGCUAUUGCUACUUUAACUAACACUGUGCAAGUUUUGGCAGUUAAAGUUGAUCAGUUGAGUAGCGGAUGUUGUGAGAUUUGUGAAGUGCAAGGUCAUUCAUUUAAUGAGUGUCAAUACAAUACCAUGGGAGCGGCAAAGCAAAUUGAAUAUCAAGCGAAGCAGAAUGACUUCUUCAGCAAUUCCCUUCAACAAAUUCAUGCUCAUAAUAAAAUGAUGGAGAAUCAGACGACACAACUUGCUCAACAAAUCAGUCACCUCUCAAAACCUCCAGGCCAACUUCCAGGGCAAACCGAACCAAACCCAAAGGGGUUUAUCCAUGCUAUCUCAUUGAGAAGUGGUAGAGAAUUGCAAGAUCCCUAUAGGAAGGUGAAUGACCAAAGGAAUAGUGUAGAAGAGUCAAAAAACCUGAGUGACAAAGAUCAAGGUGAAAACGUGUUAGAAGAUGAAGCUAAGGAGACUGAGAAAAAGGAACCUGUUGUCAUACCUAUUGCACCAUACAAGCCACCUGUUCCAUUCCCUCAAAGAUUGGCACAAGCAAAGCUAGAGAAGAAGUAUGGGAAGUUCCUUGAUAUUUUGAAGAAGUUGCACAUUAACAUCCCUUUCUUAGAUGCUAUCUCAGAGAUGCCUUCUUAUGCUAAGUUUUUGAAAGACAUGCUUUCCAACAGGAGAAAAAUUGAAGAGAAUGUCACUGUUUCACUAAUAGCUGAGUGUAGUGCUAUUUUGUAG